GUUCCUUGAAACGCUGUUGUUGUGUUCGGGGAUGAUUUUAAAAUACCAUACAGUUCCUCCUCAUAAAGAUUUAUGCAUAUUAAGUCCAGGUUUCCUUCUGCUGAUCUGGAUUCUAGGACGCUGAUGAGUGAGCAAAAUGGCGCCGGUCGAGGUUCACCGUGAACCAAGCGUCUUACCCACGGUUCUGGCAGUGUCUCAUGUUGCUGCGGCCGCCUAUGCCUCCUACACUGUCGGCCGAAGCCUUUAUCAGUCACAUAAGGCUCUAAGGCCGGCUGAGCACACGAGGCAUCGCCGGGCACAGCGAACCAAACUCGUAGCUGCGUUCGGAAGCUUAGCAGCCUUGGGUCUUAUCUUCGCCAUCACAUCUAGCUUGGACUACUUGACUCUCUCAUACAAAGUCUGGGCAUCUGAGAGGGGAAUUCAAGUACCAGACUCCCUCUUUGGAAACUGCACUAUGAGCACGGGCGCGGCAAACAAACCCAGCUUGCACCUUAGGUACUGGCUAAGUGACACGCCAGUUUACCUCGAUGCCGUGGAGAUUAUUGCGGAAAAGACUCGGAGAUGGUGGUGGGGCCAGCAGCUCGACCUUGCAACUCUAUCAUGGACUGCUCUACUUGUUGUUGAGGGCCGUCGACGCAGAAUUCCUCACCUAUGGGCAUAUGCUCUUCUUCCUCACCUUGUCAACCUGUCGUUUGCCCAGAACCUGUUUUAUGUGGCCUUGCUCCAGGCACCGUCACCGAUCACAGUGCAGGAGACGAGGAUUGCCCACUUCUUUCAUCGUAUGUUCCCAAAGAAGCCGAGUAACUGGUUCCCUAAGCCCGCCUUGCUCCCGGUACUCUUGGCUCUAAAUUACCUGGUGAUGCUUUGCAUCCCCGUCACAGCAGGAACGCCGUCCUUUCCAACAGCCAUUGUGCUGAGCAGGUUUCUCACUCUAGCACCACUGAUACUGCCUGCUAUUGCCCCGGUAUCCUGGGGUACUGUUCAUUCCGACCCGCGUGACGCCUAUGCUGGCAUCACCAAGCUCUUCAAUUGGAUAUCCACGGCGAGCGCUCUACUUCACGCCAAGAACACAGUCUCCGCCCUGCUCUACAACCUCCCCGGCUCCUACAAGCACCGGCACAGCAUCAAGAUCCCCUUCGACACUGAGAAACGAUCAAAGUGGGAGCGCACCGCAACGGCAUCCGAGAAAGUUCUUGACGCCAUGGCCGACCACCCGGUCGUCACCGCCGCCGGCAAGGACGCCCUGCUCUGCGCGCUAAGUCUAGGGCUGUGGGCAGCUGUCAGAUCAACAGACAUUCACCACAUGCUGCGCUCGAUGUACUCGUAUACCGGACGCUCCACACGAUCUGCGUCCGAGCUACGGCCAGGCAAGAGGGCGAAAGCCAAACCUGCUUCUUCUCGUGAAGAGGAGGAGUCAAGCACCCCGACAGUUCCCCCGCUCUCCAUGACGCUGCGCCGUCGGGGCAGACCAAAGAAGACGAGCGUGUCUAGCAUCGGCAGCUUCGACGGGCACGCCGAGGAUACUCCUACUAGUGUUGUCCAGCAGACGCCGCCGAGGCGGAGGGGUCGGCCGAGGAAGGUCAAGCCUGAGCCUGAGCCGGAGCAGAACGGAUUGGAGCCGGACGAGGAUGCUGACGACAAGCCGUAUGAGCCGACCCCGGCUGUAGAGGCCGACGUUGGCUUGGCGGAUGUGCUGCCCGAGGACGACUUUGACUGGGAACCGGCCGCGCUGGCUUGGGGCUUGACAGCUAUUGGGGGCCUGGGCUUUGGAAGUGCUGCUGUGUUUGGGGCUGAGUGUGUCUCUCGAUGAUGUGGGGGGAGCUGGAGGCCCUCCACGGCUCAGGGAAGAUGGAUGGGAUGCGGUAGGGUAGUUAGGGACAAUGGUGGAUUGCGAUUCUUUGGUUGGUUCGGUUGGUGUUACCAUCCUUCUUCGAGUUCGAUGCGACUAAGUUGAGUAACGUUUAGGUUUUGCUCGCCAGACACAUCGAUCAAUGAAUUUACAUGCAGAAGUGCUGGGCGAUCCCAUAGUGAG
Parathielavia appendiculata is the source of this 2032-nucleotide messenger RNA. RefSeq lists its product as uncharacterized. Lineage: Eukaryota; Fungi; Ascomycota; Sordariomycetes; Sordariales; Chaetomiaceae. The record is from RefSeq and is a predicted model, not a curated record. Gene Ontology annotation, molecular function: DNA binding. Bases 137 to 1810 code for a protein of 557 amino acids. The transcript has 4 exons.